Molecule: messenger RNA, 2757 nt
Organism: Brenthis ino (lesser marbled fritillary)
Lineage: Eukaryota; Metazoa; Arthropoda; Insecta; Lepidoptera; Nymphalidae
Source: the annotation of a GenBank genome assembly
AUGUCUAAACAAGAAGAAAGUGAAGAAAAUUGGAUUGCAGCAAUGGACAAUCUGUGUUCGAAGCUAAACGUAGACCCUUUGGCUGCGCAAUCAUCAAAACUAUCUUUUUCACAAAUAAAAAGAAACUAUACAUUAGACGGAGAUAUGUUACAUUGGAUGGCAUGUGCUUUAUAUGUAGCAUGUCGUACUUCAAUUACUCCUACUGUGCAAUCGGGAAAGGCUGUAGAGGGAAACUGUGUUAGCCUUACGAGGCUUCUCAGACUAAGUAAUAUAAGCCUUAUACAAUUUUUCAAUAAAAUUAAGAAAUGGAUGGAAAUGGCUCUUAUGUCAACUGAUUUUAAAGACAGAAUAACUAGGUUAGAACAUAAAUUUGCAGUUUCAACUGUAUUAUUUCGAAAAUUUCAACCAAUUUUUCAGGAAAUAUUUUCUGGGUUGACUAGUGAACCAGUUAAAACAAAUACAAAAAGUAAAAAGCAUAAAUUACAUCCAUGUACAACCAAUGCACUGUUUGAGUUUACUUGGUGUUUAUAUGUAUGUGUGAAAGGAGAGUUUCAUAAUUCCGCUCAUGAUUUGGUAGAUAUGUACCAUGUUUUGCUAUCAUGUCUUGACUUUGUUUUUGCUAAUGCUUUUAUGGCAAAACGAAUUGACUUGAUCAAUCCAUCUUUCAAAGGUUUGCCUGCCGAUUGGCUAAAGCAUGAUUUUGAAUUACCUAAAAAACCACCUUGUAUUAUAUCAAUAUUAUGUGAAAUCAUGGAGGGCUUAGCAGUUGAAGCUGGCACUAUGAAAGAGUACAGUUGGAAACCAGUUAUAAAAACUUUUUUUGAAAAAUCAAUUUUAAAAGGUAGUAGUGAUGAGCUCACAGGUGUAUUAGAUAUUGGGAACUUUGAUGUCAAUCUCAAAUCAUUGAACAAUCUUUAUGAAACAUAUGUGCUCAGUGUUGGUGAAUUCGAUGAAAGGAUAUUUUUAGGUGAACAUGCGAAUGAACAAAUUGGAACUAAAAAUAAAGUUUCUGGAGAUGAAAUAUCACAAGUUAUUGAAUCUUUUGGCCCAAGCGGCCGCGCGUGCCCCGACACGCCGCUGACGGGGCGGCACUACCUGGCGCGGCGCGAGGAGCUCACGCCGGUGUCGGCCGCCACCAACAGCGUGGCGCGGCUGGCGGCGCUGCUGCGGCACGCGCGCGCCGCGCCCUCGCCGCACCUCGUGCGCUUCUUCGUUGACUGUGGCGUAAGUGAAGAGACAAUAAAUACAAAGGUGAUACAACCCUGUAAUGGAUGGAUGGAACAGUUCUCUAGAUACCUAAGAGAAAAUAACUGCAGUAAUGAAACUAUUGCUUGUAGGUGCAAUAUGGUCACUUGUUUAUAUUAUAAAGUGUUCGAACACAUCAUCAGAGAGGAACAUAGGAAAAAGCCUCAACUAUCUUUACAAGUUUUACUAUCACAAGAAACGUACCAGCUGACAGUGUACGCGUGCUGCACGGAGGUGGUGCUGCAGGCGUUCCGAGUCAACUCGCUACGUUUCCCCUGCGUGCUGCAGAUAUACGGCCUCAGCGCAUUCCACUUCUACAAGAUCAUCGAGCUGGUCGUCCGUGCCAUGUUCGAUAAGCUGAGUAGAGAUGUCAUCAAACACCUUAAUGCUGUUGAAGAACAAGUAUUGGAGUCACUUGUCUGGACAUCAGACAGUCCUUUGUGGGAUCAGCUCAGCAGGACCCCAGUACCUGCCUCUACAGAAGUAUAUGUGCAGGAAUCGCCCAAUAGUCGUAGAAAUAUAAAUCAAAUAAAUGGCUUACAAUCACCAGUACCAGAGAUCGACCGAUUUCUCGCGCCGAUGGCGGACCAGGCGAAAAAGCAACUUUUCAAAGACAAUAUUAGACCCGGUCAGUCACUUUUAGUAGCAACAAAUAAUAACACAUCAGAGGCCGCCACACCUCAACCCAGCACGUCCACGUCGAGCGCAGAAAAUACUCCCAACACCACUCCAAAGAAGGCUAAUAACUCAUUAAUACUCUUCUUUAGAAAGUUUUAUAGUUUAGCGGUAGUGAGAAUGAAUGACCUCUGCACCCGUCUCGGUCUUCGUGACGAAGAAUUAAAAAAGAAAAUAUGGACUUGUCUCGAGUACUCCAUCAUGCACCAGACCCAGCUGAUGAAAGACCGCCAUCUCGACCAGAUACUCAUGUGUGCUGUGUAUGUUAUAUGCAAAGUCUCCAACACAGCAACCAAUCAAGUGGAAAGAACAUUCACGGAUAUCAUGCGCUGCUACCGGCAGCGGCCGCUCGCUGACAACCUUGUUUAUAGAACUGUACUCAUUAAGAGUAAUGAUGAAGAAUCCCCAGAGAGAGGAGACUUAAUAAACUUCUACAAUAAAGUAUAUGUGAAGUGUAUACAGUCAUUCGCGUUGAGAUUCACGGGGAGGCAUAGAGAUGAGCAGUCGCUGUCGCCGCUGCCGGCGGGGCGCGCGGCGCUGUGCGCGCGCUCGCCGGGCGGCCAGCGCGUGUCCGAGCGCCACCAGCUGUACGUGAAACCGCUCACCACGCCGCCACACCACCAGCCCCACCUCACGUACCGGUUCAGUCGCAGCCCUGCUAAGGACCUGCACGCGAUCAACACGAUGGUGUCGUGCGACGUGGGCGUGGGUGUGGGGCUGAAGCGCGCGGCGGACGAGGGCGACGUGGUGAAGCGCGCGGACGCGGACAUGAAGCGUGCGCGCUACGGCGGCGUCGCGCGCAAGCUGCAGGGGCUCGUCAGUGACCGGCAGGCGGUA